AUGAACAGAAAUCACGAAUUAAACAGAAGCCACAGGGUAGCUCACAUGAGUCCUUAUUAUGAUCUACAAGGACAUUUGAAUGAACCACUAUUUAAUAAAUGUUAUUCUCCAGGUAGGAUGGCCUGCAUCUUAAAAAACUUUCUUAGCUCCGGCCCCUACCAGAAAUAUUGCUGGAUAAAUGUAUUAGGCUGUUGA
Molecule: messenger RNA, 195 nt
Organism: Vairimorpha ceranae
Lineage: Eukaryota; Fungi; Microsporidia; Nosematidae
Exons: 1
Coding region: 1-195 (64 amino acids)
Source: RefSeq, a predicted model, not a curated record